Molecule: messenger RNA, 1682 nt
Organism: Monomorium pharaonis (pharaoh ant)
Lineage: Eukaryota; Metazoa; Arthropoda; Insecta; Hymenoptera; Formicidae
Product: solute carrier family 66 member 2
Exons: 4
Coding region: 538-1212 (224 amino acids)
Biological process (GO): phospholipid translocation; retrograde transport, endosome to Golgi
Cellular component (GO): endosome; trans-Golgi network
Source: RefSeq, a predicted model, not a curated record
UUUUGUAAAUAUUAUAUACGUAUAGACGCGUACGUACUUUUUGCUUUUAAAUUGUUGCAAUUUUGUCGAAAAAGUCGAGCCAUCGCGGUGACCUCUAUCGGUUAUUCAUCAAAUGUUCUCGUAUCUUUUGAACGCGAUCGAAUAGAAAAUGCAGGAAAAUAAAAACAUAUGAGAACACACGCAUUUAUCCCGCGCUUGAACUUGAAUCGCGUGUUGUGUGUCACGGGAUCGGAAUCCGAAAUCCCACACAAUGCAAUGACCAACGGUGACAACCAUCUGUCCCGACGUGUAUCGCGAAUUCGGUCUAUCGACGUCGCGGCUGGGCGUUGAUCGAAUAUGAAUACAUGCUUAUGUUGCACCUGUGGCACGUAUUGGCAGCACGAUGAAUGGCCGGCUUUUAACCUAGAAGCGUAAAUCUCAUUCACACGUACGAUGAUUUACUCGUUAAUCAUUCGCGCGUACAAUUAUCGCCUCUUCUCGAUGCAGCAGUAGAUCAGGAGCGGGGUGCGCUAGAAGCGGUGUACUCUCGUGACGACGAUGAACGACACGUACGAGCUGAACGUGACAAACCUGGCCGGAUGGAUCGCGUCCGGUGCAUUGAUCUUCGGCGCGGUCGUGCCCUAUGUGCCGCAGUAUAAGGAGAUCAAGAGGAAAGAGGAUGCCGAAGGGUUCUCCCUCUACGUAUGCCUCACCCUCCUGAUCGCCAACACCCUCCGCAUACUAUUUUGGUUUGGCAAACACUAUGAGCUUCCACUUUUGUUACAAAGUAUACUUAUGAUUCUGACAAUGUUUGUUAUGAUUAAACUUUGCAUUAAUGUACAAAACCGAACGCAGAUAAUUAAGUCAAAAGAGCGUGUACUUACAGCGCAAUUUGUAUGUUUUGCAGAUUUGGAUGCCAGAUUUUUUUGGAAGUGGACGGACUUCAAGUCCUACUUGGGUUUUAUGAUUCUGUUUACCAGCAUAGGUGGUGUGAUAACAUAUUUAUUUCUGGAUAUACCGAUAUUUAUUGAAAUCAUUGGAUUCUUAGCUGUAUUGAUAGAGGCAAUGCUAGGAGUCCCUCAAUUUCUUCGUAAUUCAAGGAACAAGUCGACUGUAGGGAUGAGCCAUGGUGGCGAUGUGGACUGUGGGAGAUAUCUUCAAAACGUGCUAUUUUGUUUUAAGGGAUACGCCUGUACAGUUUCAGGUGUGCGGUGCUGUUCAAGUCACGAUUGAUGUUGCCAUAUUAGCACAAGUAUAUCUCUACAAAACCAGUAGUGCUGUACAUACUAGAGCUCCAACAAGAUCGGAUUGACGAUCAUUCCUAGAGUGUUCAAUUACUGUCUGUCGAAAAUGGAAUUUUCCAAACAACAAUACUUCGCCUAGAUUUAGAUAUACAGAUUUUUAACGUUUCAAUAGUGAUCUAAAGAAACAUAAGAGAAAACUUAUAUUUUUAUACCGUGAUUGAUCGUUGCCGCAAAACGGCGCAUUUAUGUGUUUAAGUUUUCUAAUAUCUACCAAACAAAGUGCAGUCAAUAUUUUGAUAACAAUCUUAGCGUCUAUCGAUAUUUAAUAUAUAAAGCUAUCAUAUAUGUUAUUCUUUUAUAUAAUUUAUAUCUCAAUUAUUGUAUCAUUCAUUACACAUUUUAUACCAAAUGUAAUCAUCCAUUUCUCAUUUUAUGUUUAAAAUACAAUGUUAUAUCUUA